CUGCUUUGACGAAUACGUGAGUCGGCGGUGCGGCAGUUACGUACAUACCGGCCGGUCAGCAAACUAGGUCACGGACAGAUUAUAGUGAAUUGUGUCAAAAUGUCAGCUGAAAUAUCUGUGUAAAUUGCGGACACAAUCACAUCUACACAGAAGUAGCAAAACUACACGAGAAUGCAUGGAUAAUAAUGUUUUCUGUGCUUUGUUUAAACCUCAGGCCCUUCAAGAGAUCGUUACAGAUCUUUUGUCGUAGCAGGCAUGUAUGUGUAAGCAUCAUGAUACCUCAUCAACAUCAAAGAAGUCUGCUGAAGGAAAGAUGCUUAAACAGAACACAAGUGCUACCACAAUUACGUGAAGCACCAUCAAGAUCUUUUUUGUCAAUCCUUGAUAAACGCAAAGAAUAUUCAGAAAGAAUAAUUGUUGGAUACUCGAUGGAAGACAUGUAUGAGGUCGUCAGUAGUGUGGAGAACUACAAAGAAUUUGUACCAUGGUGCAUCCGUUCAAGCAUCAGAUCAAGGAAGGCUGGUCAUUUCAAAGCAGACUUAGAAAUUGGAUUUCCACCUCUAGUUGAAAGAUAUACUUCCACAGUAACUGUAGUUAAACCACACCUAGUUAAAUCUGUGUGUACUGAUGGGAAAUUAUUUAACCAUCUGUAUACAACCUGGAGGUUUGGACCAGGCAUCCCUUAUAAACCACAUACAUGCACCAUAGACUUCUCUGUAUCCUUCGAGUUUCGUUCUGCUCUUCACUCAAAUCUCUCAACACUUUUCUUCGAUGAAGUUGUGAAGAAUAUGGUGAAAGCAUUUGAGAAACGGGCCGAGAAAUUGUAUGGUCCACAGACGGCAAUACCAAGGUCCGACCAACUGAGAUAUACAUCGUCAUGACGGUGAUUCUAAUUUACAACCAACUAGUUCACAGGAUAAAUUAAUUUACAUGUACUAAGCAAAUUGAAUUGCUAUUGUUGCUCUAUAAGCGUGUACUUCAUGCGGUAGUUGUGGCCUUUUAUUAUUAAUUUUUAGGUUCAACUUUUAACUUGGAAACAGAAAUUUUAAUCAUACUUGACUCAUUCACAUGCAACGAGACUGUUUGAUGUACAGACUUGAAAAAAUAUCUACACUUGUGAUUUCCAGAUUGGUUUGAUUUCACAUAGAUUGUCCAGGAUUGUUUAAAGUGUAAAGGGAAAUAAUCUAGAAUCAAGGUAAAUGCAUAUUUCAUCAUGAACAUUUACGUUUCACUGUCAUUUUUUGUAGAAUGUUGCACCAUGUGAUGAUAGGAUCUGUAACCCUAACUCACCAUGUUGUGCAAAACCCUUGUAAAACCUGAGAGAUGGAGAACACCUGAAAUUGAAUACUGGUAUUUUAUUGUAAUUUUAAUGUUUAAGGUGAAAGAUAACUUGUAACUUCUUCCUCACCCAAUUAAUGUUCAGUUGAAACAUGUCAAGAAUAAAAAUUUCAAAUACAUGUAUCAUUGCCUUGGACAAAAGGCUCAUUUCAAAAGUACAUGUAAAAAGAUAGCUGUGUUGCAUGAAGUAGUAAUGGAUAUUAGGUUCUAAAUAGUGCUUUCAGCACUGAUGUAUUUUGUACUCUUUAAACCCAUUUCGUUGUCUGCCGAGCAUGAGUUUUGAUAGAUUGAGUAACACUUCAUUAAUGUGACAUAGCAACGGAGGCAAUUUUGAUUUUACACAUGUAAAGGACCAGCAUUUCUGUUGAAUUGAUGACAAAUGCCGAGUUGGAACUUUAAUUUGUCAAGGUUUACUACAUAAUUUAUCAUUAAAUAUCACGUUGACUUUCUUACAUACGUUUUGAAAUCAAAUUAAGCUUUUAAUCAUUUUAAAUUAUUUCAAAUGAGAAAAUUACACUACAAAAUAUUCUGUAAUAUGCAUAUACAUGUACAUGCAAACUGUGUAAUUUAUUAACAUAUUUGGCAAUUUAUUGCUGCAGUGUUUUUAUUUAAAGGAAUAAAUGAAGUGUACAAGUCAGUGAAAACCCA
Molecule: messenger RNA, 1986 nt
Organism: Acanthaster planci (crown-of-thorns starfish)
Lineage: Eukaryota; Metazoa; Echinodermata; Asteroidea; Valvatida; Acanthasteridae
Product: coenzyme Q-binding protein COQ10 homolog B, mitochondrial-like
Biological process (GO): cellular respiration
Cellular component (GO): mitochondrion
Molecular function (GO): ubiquinone binding
Source: RefSeq, a predicted model, not a curated record